Molecule: messenger RNA, 1197 nt
Organism: Cryptomeria japonica (Japanese cedar)
Lineage: Eukaryota; Viridiplantae; Streptophyta; Pinopsida; Cupressales; Cupressaceae
Product: protein SRG1
Exons: 4
Coding region: 61-1164 (367 amino acids)
Source: RefSeq, a predicted model, not a curated record
CAAUAUACACACUAAUUUCUCAGGUUGAACAUUUUAUCAGCUCUGAAGAGGAGAAGAAUAAUGGUUUCAGUUGAUUUGAGCAGCUCACCCAACUGGGGGAAAUCUCUUAUUCCAGUUGAGAGUGUUGAAGAAUUGGCAAAAAGGCAUCUCACACAAGUUCCAGAGAGAUAUGUGAAAAGUGAUGAAGAGAGACCAGCAAUCUUUGAGUCUGCAACUGAUCUAUUUGACUCAGAGAAAAAUGAUGUUGUCAUUGAUAUGAGUAAGAUUGCACAAGAAGAACAUAGAGAAGAAGAGAUCAGAAAAAUGGCCAAGGCUUGUGAAGAAUGGGGAUUCUUUCAGGUUGUUAACCACGGUAUUCCUCAUUCACUGAUAGACACUCUGAAAAGGAUUGGGAAAGAGUUUUUCCAGCUGCCAUUGGAGAAGAAGCAGAGGUAUUCAUUGAGGCCAGGAGAUCUUCAGGGCUAUGGCCAGACCUUCGUUGUGUCUGAAAGUCAGAAGCUGGAUUGGGGUAAUGUGUUAGGAUUGGUCAUGUAUCCUACCGAGCUCAGAGAUUUGAACUAUUGGCCGACUGAACCUGCUGAUUUCAGGGAGAAUGUGAAUGCAUACAAUACUGAAGCUAAAAACCUUGCAGAGCAACUGUUGGCUUUGGUUGCUGAGUCAUUACAGCUGCAACCUGACUUCUUUGUCAAGAAAUUUGACAAUGCAUUCCAAAGAAUGAGGAUGAAUUACUAUCCUCCCUGUGUCAGUCCAGAUCUUGUUCUAGGACUUAGUGCACAUGCAGACAUGGUAGCUCUGACUCUACUGCUGCAGGAUGAUGAAGUACUGGGAUUGCAAAUUCACAAGGAUGACCAAUGGAGAUCUGUCAAACCAAUUCCUUAUGCCCUGGUCAUUAAUAUUGGAAACUUGAUAGAGGUUAUGACCAAUGGAAGAUACAAGAGCAUUGUACACAGAGCAGUAACGAACAAGGAGAAGGAAAGACUAUCGAUUGGAGUAUUUUAUGCUCCCAGAUUCACUGAAGAGAUCAGUCCUGCCCCUGAACUGAUUGAUGAUAAUCACCCCUGCUUGUUCAGGAAGUUUAUACACCAGGAUUACAUGCAGGACUAUUACGCUCGUGGAACAAAGGAAAAAAACUCAUUUUAUGAAUUUGCUGGAAUUAAAAAUUGAGCCUUUAUCAGAAAGAAAAAAGAUAUUAAAUGC